Molecule: messenger RNA, 1914 nt
Organism: Sparassis crispa
Lineage: Eukaryota; Fungi; Basidiomycota; Agaricomycetes; Polyporales; Sparassidaceae
Exons: 14
Coding region: 1-1914 (637 amino acids)
Molecular function (GO): catalytic activity
Source: RefSeq, a predicted model, not a curated record
AUGCCAGGAUCAGAGAGCAAGUUCCCAGUCGACCUCCACAAGCUCAAGAAGCUGCAGCUUGACCCCUCGCAGCCCAAGCUGACGGCAGAGCAGAAGUCAGCACUGGAACAUAAUGUCCAGCUAAUGCGUGAUGCAAUUGUGCUCUUCACCGCGACCGGUGCUGCUAGAGGCGUCAGCGGACACACUGGAGGAGCCUAUGACACGGUUCCAGAAGUAAACCUGCUGCUGUCGUUGUUCAACUACUCGGACAAGUACGUGCCCAUCCUGUUCGACGAGGCUGGUCACCGCGUGGCUACGCAAUACUUGUUAGCAGCAAUAGAGGGCGCGAUCCCGGCAGAACAUCUGCUGCACUACCGUGAGGCGAACUCGAAGCUCCCGGGUCACCCUGAACUGGGGCUAACCCCUGGAAUCAAGUUCUCCUCCGGCCGACUCGGGCACAUGUGGCCGAUGGUGAACGGUAUCGCGCUUGCGAACCGCAGCAAGACCGUAUUUUUACUCGGCUCGGACGGCUCGCAGCAGGAGGGCAACGACGCCGAGGCUGCGCGUCUGGCGGUAGCGCAGAGCCUGAACGUGAAGCUGAUCAUAGACGAUAACGAUGUCACCAUUGCAGGCCAUCCGUCGCAGUAUUUGAAGGGCUAUGACGUCAGCAAGACGCUGGCUGGGCACGGUCUCAAAGUGGUCACCGUCCAGGGCGAGAAUUUAGAUGCACUUUGGGCGGGUUUAUGCGAGGUUAUCACACACGACGGCCCCGCUGCAGUCGUCUGCAAGCGUCUCAUGGCUCCGGGUGUUCCCGACAUAGAGGGCAGCAUUCACGGUCACGAUGCGAUCCCGGUGAAGUCUGCCGUGAAUUACCUGACGUCGCGCGGGUACCCCGAGUCUAUGGCGACAGACAUCUUGUACAACAUCAAGCCUGCGUCAGUGCCGUCCUUGUUUAUCGGCAGCACGAAGGAGGUUGGCGCGAAUCGCGUCGUGUUCGGUGAGGCCGUCAACUCCGUUCUCGACAAGUUGAGCAAGGAAGAGGCCGCGGCCAAGGUCAUGGUUAUUGACAGCGAUCUCGAGGGUUCGACCGGUUUGAAGGCUAUCCACCAGAAGCACCCUGAGGUGUUCGUUUCCUCUGGCAUCAUGGAGCGUGGCAACUUCAGCGCUGCAGCCGGUUUCGGAUUUGAUGCCAACAAGUUUGGUGUCUUCUCCACAUUCUCCGCGUUCUUGGAGAUGGUCGUAUCCGAGAUCACCAUGGCUCGCCUGAAUUCCUGCAAUGUGCUCUGUCACUUCUCGCAUUCCGGCGUUGACGAGAUGGCGGAUAACACCUGUCAUUUCGGCGUGAACUCACUCUUUGCGGACAAUGGCCUAGCAGAUACGCACUCUUGGCUGUACUUCCCCGCCGACCCCGCACAGAUGAUAGCAAUCGUGCAGCGCGUAUUCUUCGAGCGCGGCCUGCGGUUCGUAUUCUCGACGCGCGCCAAGGUGCCGUACAUCCUCAAGGAGGACGGCUCGCGCUUCUUCGACGGGAACUACAAGUUUGAACCCGGCAAGGAUGAGGUGAUCGUCGAGGGCAAGGCGGGUUACGUCGUCUCGUUCGGCGAUACGCUCUACCGGUCGUGGGACGCCGUCCUCCGCUGCAGACAGGAGGGCCUGGACGUUGGCUUAGUCAACAAGCCCACUCUUAACAUCGUUGAUGAGAAGACGAUCAGGAAGAUUGGAUCGAGCCCCUUCGUGCUCGUCGUCGAGUCGCUCAGCCAAAAGACCGGUCUCGGCUCUAAAUUCGGCACAUGGCUGCUCGAGCGCCGGCUCACACCUCGUUAUGGCUACAUAGGCACCACCAAGGAGGGUUGUGGUGGCUUGUCAGAGCAGAUUCCCUUCCAGGGUCUGGACCCUCAAUCAAUCAUCCUGAAGAUUCGGCAGCUGUCCCAGUAG